Messenger RNA from Cavia porcellus (domestic guinea pig), 11395 nucleotides. It is a transcript of the gene Klf12, whose product is annotated as KLF transcription factor 12. The record is from RefSeq and is a predicted model, not a curated record. Bases 1058 to 2149 code for a protein of 363 amino acids. Lineage: Eukaryota; Metazoa; Chordata; Mammalia; Rodentia; Caviidae. The transcript is spliced from 9 exons. Gene Ontology annotation, molecular function: DNA-binding transcription factor activity, RNA polymerase II-specific; RNA polymerase II cis-regulatory region sequence-specific DNA binding. Gene Ontology annotation, biological process: regulation of transcription by RNA polymerase II.
CCCGCCCCGCCCCACCCCUCCGCGCCUCUCCGGUUUCCUGAGCUGCAGGCUGCUGGGGAGAAGCGGUGGCGUCUUGCAACCCCCUCGGCUGGGCCCCGGGGUAAUUCGAUGCGGGCCUGGCGAGGCUCCCCACGCUAGACCGGGGCUCGCGUCUCGGCAGCCUCCACCCACCGGCCCACCCUACAUUUAGCGCAUCAUGUGAUCCGGGAUCAAUGUGACUCUGUUAACAAAUGGAUGAAUGAGUAUCCAUAUGAAGAGGAAAACGAUAAAGAAUACCAACACCUUUGAGAACAGAAUGUUAAUGCUUGAUGGGAUGCCGGCAGUCAGAGUCAAAACAGAGCUUUUGGAAUCUGAACAAGGGGAAUCGAACUCAUGACUGCACACUUGCAAGGAAGGCGCUUAUGCCGCUGAGCUAAAUCUCCAGCCCUGUCUAUGUAAUUCUUAAAUAUAUGACAAAUGUAAUUUCAUUCUUUUAUGGAACAGCUUCAAGAGAAACAAUCUGCAUUCUGUACUGAAAAGUAUUAGAGCUUAAUGUUUGAUCACAGUAUUAAUAAUUUGUAAUAUUUUACAGCUGCAACUUAAAAUAGGAAAUAAAAUCUAGAAUUUCAGUGAUUUUCAUUUUUGACUACUUUGGGUUUUUCAAAAUGGUGAUGGAGUAGAUGUUGUCUACCAUAUAAUUUUGGAAUGUUCAGACCUGUUUUUGAAGACAUAGGUCUAAAAUUCUAAUAAUAGAGUUUUUUAUACCUAAAGAUUGUUUGAAGUUUGAUUCUUUAUAAGAAAAUAUAAACUUGCUAGUGAAAUUUAAGUAAUCACAUAUUUUGAAAAAGAUAAGACAUGUUUUUGAAUAAAAAAUUACAGAAACUUGACUAUGUCUCAGCAGUGAAUACGAAAACCUGAAGUUGAUACAUCAACAGAAUCUGUAAUCACUCUGAAAAAUCUAAGUUAAAGACCCUGGCCUUAAAACAGACGUUAAACUUCAGUCUUCAGGAAAGAAAAUUGAUGUUUCUUUCAGGCUGCAGGCAGUGUUUUAAAGAUAGGCCUUCUGUUUCUGUGCACUAUGGAGUCUCCAAACGUCCACAACUACCCCGAUAUGGAAGCCGUGCCCCUGUUACUAAAUAAUGUCAAAGGGGAGCCUCCAGAGGACUCGUUAUCUGUAGAUCAUUUCCAAACACAAACUGAGCCCGUGGACUUGUCAAUAAACAAAGCCAGGACAUCACCCACCGCCGUUUCCUCCUCCCCAGUUUCCAUGACCGCCUCUGCCUCCUCGCCUUCUUCAACUUCAACCUCUUCUUCAUCUUCCAGUCGCCCGGCCUCAUCCCCAACUGUUAUCACAUCAGUAUCUUCAGCCUCGUCCUCGUCAACAGUAUUAACUCCAGGACCCCUUGUGGCCUCUGCAUCUGGUGUGGGAGGCCAGCAGUUUUUGCACAUUAUCCAUCCCGUACCGCCUUCGAGUCCCAUGAAUUUACAGUCUAACAAACUGAGUCACGUUCACCGCAUCCCUGUGGUGGUGCAGUCGGUGCCUGUUGUCUACACAGCCGUACGUUCACCUGGAAAUGUGAACAACACUAUUGUCGUGCCGCUUUUGGAGGAUGGGAGAAGCCAUGGCAAAGCACAAAUGGACCCCCGAGGCCUAUCUCCCAGACAAAGUAAAAGUGACAGUGAUGAUGAUGACCUGCCAAAUGUGACCUUAGAUAGCGUUAAUGAAACUGGAUCUACGGCCCUUUCCAUAGCCAGAGCAGUACAAGAAGUACAUCCAUCCCCGGUGUCAAGGGUCCGAGGAAAUCGAAUGAAUAACCAGAAAUUUGCUUGUUCAAUUUCACCGUUUAGUAUUGAGAGCACAAGACGCCAGAGACGGUCUGAAUCCCCAGACUCCCGGAAACGGCGGAUCCACAGAUGUGACUUCGAGGGAUGCAACAAAGUGUACACAAAAAGUUCUCACCUGAAAGCUCACCGGAGGACACAUACAGGGGAGAAGCCCUACAAGUGCACCUGGGAAGGCUGCACCUGGAAGUUCGCCCGCUCGGAUGAACUGACGAGGCAUUACCGCAAACACACGGGAGUGAAGCCAUUCAAGUGUGCGGACUGUGAUCGCAGCUUUUCCCGGUCAGACCACUUGGCAUUGCACCGCCGGAGGCAUAUGCUGGUGUGAGGAGGGCUGCCUGUCCAGCUAGGGUAAGAGCUGGAUCUCUUCGUGGCACCUAAUUCAGCAGGGCUGAAUCCCCUUCACAGUGUUAACACAAAGGGCAUCACCAUCCCACGAUGUCUGAAACCAGAGCAGGAACAAGAAGGAACGCUUCUCCUCUCGAUCUGAAGGUAACCCCCGUCCUGACUGCUCGAGAGAUGUCCUCACGCUGGCCUGGGAGUUCAGCGAUGCAAAUGCUGAAGAGACAGGCAUUGUUUUCCAUGCUGUGUCCUCUGCCAUUUAAAGAUGUUUGUAGCCUAUACAUUUUCUGAGCUGUCAGACGAUUUGUUAUCAGUACCUUAAAGAUCAUCUACCACAAAUUGAUGACUAGAGCAAGACCUUUUAAGUUUGGAUAACUCUCAUCACACCCUACUCUUAACCCCUCUAAAAAAAUUUUUGAGUUCCUACCUAAGUAAGCUAGAACACAGAACACACAUCCAGUCUGUUACCAGCAAGCAGCUUGAACGUAAAAAGGAAGAAGUUGUUGGAGAGGUUCCAUUUCCUGAAAAUAAAGGCACACUCGAGCAGCCCUUUGCAGUAGUGAUGGCAGCAACUAGAUACCACUUGCAAUUUGUCAUCUUCCAUGCCCUGAAGAAAACCAACAUUGAAUCCUUCAUUUGUUUGUCAUUGAUUGUUUUCGUUUUGUUUCAAUUCCGUUUUGUUCAUCUGUUCAAGCAGAGGGGCAGCGACAUUUCAGUUGAAGUCUAGUUCUGGUCUCUGCCCUGACAUGGACUGGCACCAAGAUGUUCAGUAGUUGAAUAGGAAGAGCCUGUCUAAAAAAAACUCCUGCCCCACUUCAAAUUGCAGUGUUCUGUCACCUAGGCAUCAUUUCUUCCUACCCCUAGUGUUUGAUUACAAGGAAUCAGGGGAAAAAAACUUCCUUAGACACGCUGGCACCAAGGGAAGCGGUGGGGCUACCCAGGCAAAGUCAGUGCACAUGAAAAAUCAGACAAAGCAGAGAUGGAAAUAAUGCGCCUCUUGAGGAGAAAAGCAAUAAUGAAUAAAAGGACUUUGCUACAAUAACUUCACUGAGGACUCACGUUACCAAUUUUCAUACUUACUAAAGGGAUGGUAAAAAACACCCCAGCAUUUUAGAUGUCUUGGUUACAUUUACAGCACUGAGGUAAUCUUUCUGCUGUUUGUUGUCCUGCUUGGUUGAAGACCACAAUUAAAGAUUAUGCUCCCCUUUUCUUGUUUGAAAACAGUUAUUUGGUUUCAGGAAAGGCAAAGGAGACAGCUGAGAAUUAACUCUUGAUGAAUGGGUCAUUUCUCCUUGGAACCGAGGUGGUGAGAAGGGAACGCUCCCCCUAGAAGGCUGCCAUGGUGCUAGCUUCCUCCCUCGGAGAGCCAAGGAUAAGUGACUCUCCGGUAGGUUCUCCUGUACACGUUUCACUUUUUAAACUGCGCUAGGACCCAGUGAUCCUCAUUGGCAUCUGCAGGGAUAUUGAAUCUAUUCAUCCUGGGAUGAGGAUGAGAGGGAAGUAGAAUCCCAUCCACCCUCUAAAAUCUUGAGCCUUUUGCAGUAAACAAAGCAAUGCAUCACCGACAAGCAUUCUUUCUGAAAAAUUAUCAUACUUUUUGUCCCCACUAAAAGCUGGGUUUUUUCCAGCUUUCUGUGGCUAAGGGGCUUGGUAAGAUUUUUGUUGUUGUUGUUUGUUGUUGUUGUUAAGCUUUUUUAUAGGUUAGAUGUACAAGGUCUCCACCAAAGACCUUUGCACAUACAUUUUAAUUGCAAACACUUGAUUUGGGGAAUUUCACAGAUCAACCUCACAGUAUUCCUAGCCCAUUUUUAAAAUGUUUGAACAUUCUGAAAUCAUUUCCAGUGACCGAAUGAUCCUUUUUAAAGAUCAUCUUCCAAUACGGAUAGUCUUAUUCUGAUGGUGCAAGAACCAUGAACAUUGCAAUGAGGAUGAUUAGUGUUGGAUGGUAUGAAAAGGAAUUUCAGAUUAAAUUCUCGCUUCACAAAUAUGUGCUCUAUAUUUUCUGCCAGGUCUGAAAAAUUCAGGUAAUUUCCCUCCGAAAAGGGCUGCAAUUCUAUUGAUAGCUUCCUCAGCUACAUAAUCUGCUACCACCAACCAGUGUUUUUUGUUGUUGUGUUUUGUUUUGUUUUGACCAACUGGAACAUUUUAUUUGUACUGUAUGCAACUCCUAUUUUUCAUUGCCUAUAACUAUUCAGGAUAGAAAAAGGUUUCCUGGUGCAUGUUAACAUUGGUUCCUGGUUAAUGGCGAAGAAUACAGAGAGGAACAAAUACAACUAUGAAUCCCCAAGGCUUGCCAAACUUGUUGGCAAUAAUAGGGGAAUCAUCAAGUAAACUGUAGAUGUGAGUUGGUCCUACCUGCUCUCUAAAGAGCCAACCCUUUUCUCUAUUGAGAGGCGUCUUGAGAGUAUUGCAAGUAGACAAGGCUUUUAGAAUUCGUUGAACUGACAGGCAGUGGAGUCUUCCCGACUGACAGCUUGAUUUAAAGUUAGCACAGAAUUAAGUGAGCUGCACUUGUCUAAUAACUUCAGAAAGAGUUGGGUAAGUGAGCUUUUUCACCUUCCAAAGUGGAAACCAGACUGAGAUUGUAAGUUAACUGAUCAAACCUAUCACCGUUGCACCAUUUCCCUUUUUGACAUAGCAGUUCUUCUAGAAGGAAUCCAAGCACAAGUAAGUGAAUGAGUCUCUGAGCUACCCCUGGAAUUGAAACCUUUUUGGGGCUUGUUUUGAGACAAAGAAAAUUCACUUUGGUGAGUUUCCUAAAAGUAUUUUCCCAUGUAAAGGAAAGUAGUUUGGAGUAGAAGGGUAUCUUUAGGCACAGAAAAAUCUCCAAUCCAUAUCAUGUGCCAUUUCUAGCUUCUUUGGAAAAGCACAGUGCAUGAUGAACUAUAGGAAAGGGAUAGAAUCUUAAAGUACUUUUAAGGUUUUCUCUAACUAGAAGCAUUCAUUAGUUUUCAAUUUGCAGCAAGAGAUGCGUGCACAGUGGGGCACUUUGAUACACAUACUCAUCUGAGAGUCACCUAAGCUGCAGGAGAGCUGACUCUCUCUUUGCAUUUGCAGAGACUGAUUCAAGGAUGUUAAGGCACUUGAAAAGUUAGGAGACUCGUGCUCACAGUUUUAACAGAACCCCUUAUAGUCUGACCUUAAAUUGUUUGGAGAGAGAUUCAUACUUCUCCAUCCAUCUCCUGCCUCAUUUUGCUGACUGUGUACUCCAUUUGGUAACUUGUCUUAAGUUCUAUUAAGGCACUGAGACUGAGAUUCCUAAAUGACUUUACCAUAAAGAGUAUACUACUGCCUUUAUAAAACACAUAGGAUUUUUUUUUCCAGAAACAGUUAAAUACCAGUAACAUAACCCCCAUUUUUUUUUUUUUUUUUUUUUUUUUUUUUUUUUUUUUUUGUGAAUGAGCACUUUUUAUUCACUUUAAAAUUUAAGUGAGAAAUAGGAAGGUAGAUUGUCAGGGGAUAAACUCACAAAAUGCCACAGUGUUUACAGAUGCCAGUUUUAGGAUGAUAUGCUUGAAAUUUGGAAAAGCUUGUGCAAAGAUUGUGUUCACUUUUAUAUAAUUCAUUUUAACUUCAAAUUGCCAUUUAUGUUUCAAAGUAAAUAGAAUUCUGCACUUUGAAGUCAGUUCAUUAGAAUGAUAACAUGUAUAUGGAUAAAGAUGCAGUAUUCCUUAAUCUGUACUUUACUUACCAAAGCUGAAAUUAAAUAAAUCUGGUGAGGUGAGGCCUUCAAAUGUAUUCACAUGCUUUUCUUAUGUUGUUAUGACUGCUUAGAAAUGUAGCCAUGAUGUUGAUACACGACUGUCUUAACAUUUACAGUGAGCACUAACAGAACUGAAGCAGUAUUAACAGACCAGCAUCCAUGCUCUCGCCUGCAUAGAAGGGACCUAAUGUGAGAUAAUUUUAAUACAUCAUUAAUAAGCCUUAAUAUCCAUAGUUCAUGAUCUACUCUCAGAUUUCAUUCUUUACUAAUACCUACAAAUUAUUAGAUAAAUGUGUUCUGUUAUAUCACUGAGCAACUGUCUUCCUCUAGUUUUUCUGAAGUAAUACAUACCUUUUAACAAAGCCUUUUCAGUUUGACUUGGUUUAGUUUAGAAAGCGGUUGGUGAGUCCUGUCUUCCAUGGUACGUUUCUACUUGUCCCCACACUGCCUUCCACUUACCUGGACACACAGCCCCAAAAUAUGCACACAUGUGCACACAUGUACAUGCAGCAGCUGGUGGGCUAGUAAAUACCAACAAAGAACUUUUGUAAAAGAAUUUGUAAUAAUCCAAGCUAUCUAGAAAUGUAAAGUUCUUACCUUGCUAGGAAAUCAGCUUAUAAGACUAUGUAUGACUUGCCUGCAUUUUAUAGUUAAGAAAUGUACAUAAAAAUUAAAAAUGCUAUAUUUUCACAGUUUCAUUAUAGAGUAAUAUUGUUUAGCAACUCAUGUCCAUUGGUAUUUUGACUAUGCUAAAUACUGAGCAAUUACUAUAGAAACUCAGAUUUUCAUAAGAAGAUGAAAUAGAAGGAUACUGCAUCUUUAAAAAAUAGAGUGAAGAUAUUUUACUGUAUUCGUAAUGUGAUAAUGGAUAAAGUAUUUUCAAACACGCAAGUUUUACAGAAGUUGUAAAUAGUUUGAUGAAGUAUGUUGGGGAAAAGAGCUUCUAGUUUUCAUCACAAUAAGAAUAAGAAACUUGUUCAGAUAUGCCUUGAAUAGCUUCCACACAAUUAGUGAUAUUGCCAUGGACUUUUGUCCCACUGUCUCAGAGUAUGUUCUUUGUGCUCUGUCAAAAUGGAAUGACCACUUGUCAUGGUUUAGCCAAGAUGGUUUAAAACCCAGUGAAGUCAUUUUAAAACUUGCUACAGACAACUAAUUCCAAACUCAUAAUGUCUUUUCCUGAACAAGGGGAAAUAGUUAUACAGGAUUUUACUUGUGCUACGAGCUUUCAGCAGCCUGUCAUCUUCCUCCUCAACUAAGUGGUUCUUCAUCACAAAACUGUGCAGGUGUUAUCCUUGUUUAAUUCCAGAGAGAUCGCUUUUAGGUAUCGCUUCAUGUUGACAAAAUUAAGUGCUGUGGAUAUGGCCACAUGUUAAAUGAAUUUAUACUGGCAACAGGAAUAAGCUAAUGCCCAUUUUCAGAAAUGAAUUAAAUACUGAAAGUGCCUGUCAAUAAAUAUGACCAAUGAGAUAUUCCUAUACUUUUACAGAGCAAUAAUUCUUCAUCAAACUCGGGUUUUCCUGUACAUUUUGAAAACACAUACACACAGAAUAAAUGUAUGCACAUAGUAAAUUAAAUCCAUUCCUAUAUCCACAGUGGGGAUAAAGCAUUUGUCUGUUAGGUAUAACUAAUCUUAUUUGCAAGUAACAUUUCCUAAUUUGAUUUUUCUUGCAGAAUGUAAGAAUACAAAUGUGAAUAUUGUGGUUAUCUUCAUGCACCAGCCAUGUGGCAGUUAAAAUUUGCAAAUAAAAACGUGAUUGUGAUUUGCCCCAAAUUGUGAAAUAGCAUGCAUGGCUCAAAAAGUUUUGCUCAGUUAAAAAUACCUGUUUAUUUAGAGCAAAACACUGAGGGACAUUUUCUGCUUACUUAUCCAAUGCACAAAUUUAUAUUUAGUUUCUUUCUUCUUUUUUCCCAAGUACUUCCUGUUGUCAUCUAAGAACCACUUUGGGAUAAAUAUUUAUAAAAAUCACAUCCCCAAAAAGUCUGCCAAAGUACUACUGAUACUUGGUAAAUCUAGUCUCUGACUAGUUUUCCCAUUAGUCUGGAGAAUUACCUGAUUUACAUUCAGAAGUUCAUGAUUUUCCUAAAUUUAGUUUACUGCUAGGAGUGAAGUCAUGGGUAGAAAUAUACAAGAAUCAGACUCUGUGAAUAGACAUGAACCCUGGAAAUUCUCCAACCAUGCCAUCUCAGAGCACAAAUUCACCCAAACAAGCUGUUGAGGCUAUCAGCAAAAUUAUACACUUUCCAAGCCAAACAUUUGGUCAGAGUAAUUUUAAAAUUAUGACUGUCAUUAAGUCCUCAGGCUUUAGGUGGUGUAGACUACCACGAUAGAUAGCAUUCUCCAGGCCCAGACCACAAGCCUAGAAAACCAUCCACUCUUUUCUCCUCCACAUUGUAGAGGGGAAGAAAGGAGAAGGAAGGACACCAGGGCAGGGGAUUGAAAUAGCCAGUCGCGCAUCACAAGAAGCUGGUGUGUUCCUUGCUCUCCCUGGAGUGAAGUCUUCUGACUGAGCUGCUGUCUGCAUGUGGUCUGAAUACACUAAAAUCCUUGGGAGACCAAAACUUCCAACAAUAAAAAUUAUAGCUGUUUUUUUUUUUUAUUAAACAUGACAUGCCAGGCACAGUGCUAGACGUUUUUAGGUGCAUAACUUCUGAUUUUUACAACAACUCUACAUGUUGUGGAUGGGAAUCUGAGGUACAAAGAUGAUGUCCAUGGGCACAGAGGAAGGAAAUACCUGAGUGGGGAUAUGAAACCACUUGUCUGAAACUCUGAAGACUUGUCCUUUCAAAUGUCCCCUACAGGAUGUGUAUCCCUAGAAACACCUCUCCAGGCUCUUAAGUUUUAUUAUGGGCACUCUGAAAGAGUAGUUGUUUUCCAAGCAGGAAAGGAUAAGAACACAUGAUUUGACAAUGGUGUAGAAUAUUUGAAAUCAGGCAGGCCUUGCCUAGAAAUUCACAUAUGAAGGAUUGUCAUAACAACAAGAAACAACUUGAGUGUCUCCCUGAACGUGUCACUUUCCUCCCAAAUGUUUGGCCUGGAGCUUAAGAAUCAUCAAAAUUUUUUCCAAUUUACUAGCAUUUUUGCCUGUGUUGGUUUUACACAUGUAGUCCAGUCAGAAUCUACCUCCAUGGAGCUGGUUAUUAAUUCAGAACUCCUUUCUAGGUGUUAGUGGAAUGGCAAUCACAAACAUUCAGCUGAUACUCAAUAGAUAAUUCAUGUUCAGAUUUCUCACUUAACAGCACUGUCUUGAAAUGCUUUAAAUAAUCUUAUAAAUAAUUCGUUUAUAGUAUUGCUAGUUUAAUUGAGUUUUAUGUGAGAAGCUGUCUAACAUCAGAGAAAUGAAAUCCUUUCCCUUCCAUGUAGAACAAGGUCUCUGACAGUAUUGAUUCAUGGAAGUACUAAUGGACUUUGAAAACAUUAAGAGAAUGUCAUUUCUCAUAGUGUUUCUUUUCCUGAAAAUGAAUCCUCUGAAUUAUGAUCUUUCUCCUUGUUACUUGGCCGAGGGAAGAGAUAAAACUUAUAUAAACAAAUUCUCUUCCACGCUGAAAGCAAGUGUUCUUUGCAGAUGGGGGCUCUUCUCAGCUAAUUGGGUUUCACCAGCAAUAAUUUCUCAAUGACAAAAGCACCACUUUGAGUUGAAAAGAGAUGAAUAGCGGAAAUAAUCACAUCCGUACUUCUUUCUGGAUUUCAUCUCUAGAAAUUUGAAGUGUUUUAGACCACAGAAUUUGCCCUUUGUGCAAAGAACAAACCAGUGACCGGUGAAUUACCUUUUUCCAAACCAGGCUAACCAAGACUUUCACAGAGAUUCAUUUUUAUUGAGAAAUGAGGGUGAAUAUGGAAGGAUAGAAUUUGAGUCCAAAUCUAAUAGUAAAAAAUGUCCAAGUAAUCAAAAACUAAACAUUUUAAGGACAUAGUAAUAUCUUCCCUUUCUGCUAAUUUCAUGCUCUAAAGAUAGAACAUAAAAACAUUAUAGAAAAUGCUUUUGCUCCACUCUUUUCAAGUUUUCCCAUGGCAGAAUUUAUGAUUACAUCCAUACCAUAGAAUUAUAUUUUGUUCCUCAAACCUUACUACGUUUGAUGGGUAUUGUUGAACUGGGGCACUGGUGCCUAUGUACAAGGCUCUUUCCUAUCAACUUGUCUGUCCACGAUUUGUUGUGUUUAAAGAUUCAUUUUUAGAAACCACUGUCCCUCUGCCCCCAUGGGAUGCCAGCUGUAUUGUUUUGUUCAUGUCUAUGUGGGACACAUUGCAUCACGUAACAAACCAACUCUGUGGAUGUGAGAUAACUACUUAACAAAGCCAGCUUGAAAACAUCGUCUUAUGUAUUAUGUCAUCCUGCCUCAUAAUGCAAUUAUGUGUAUCAUGGUCAUUUUUUAAAAAGAGAAACCAGCAAAUUCAUGUUUGUCCAUAGAAGAAUGUACUCAGAACUUUCUGUGUCGUGAAAUAAUGAGAACAGACCACCUUUAAGAUAUCCACCUGCCACUUAAACUGACUUAGUUGUAAUUAGUAGUAGUCUAGACUUUGCUCUCGGUGUGUGGGGGUCAAUUCAAAUGUCAUAUUCUUUUGAAUAAAUCUCUCAGUCAUAUUUGAAAAAAUACACGUGAAUAAAGAAAAAUGUGUUUUUUGGCCAAAUCAAGCAGGCAUCUCUUUUGUUUUCCUUGACACUUAGCUCAUUACACAUGGUGAUUGGAUCACAAGACCUUUCUGUGUAAAAAUACAAAAAUGGUUUUUAGUUUACAAAGCAAUUAUUCUAGGCUCACAGCCUCUGAACAGCAAACUGAAUAAACGGCUGCGUCUGAUUUACUUUAGGGAUGUAACUUACGAAAGACUCACGGGGCUCUGAACCCAGAGAGCUAGGUGCCCAGAGGAGACCCUACACAUUAAAGGGUAAAGUCCCCCAAUGAUGAUGGCAAGCAAAUGUGUUGAAUUCUUAAAUCUUCAUUUGGUUUUCUGUUCAGAGUUUUAAUUGCAAAUGAAUUUAUUUCUCCAGCUUAUCUAAAGUUCUAAUUUCCUAAUAGUUUCCUCUGCAUUUAUAUACUCUGUAGUGUUUAGGCAACCCCUGUUAUAAGUUUAUUAAUAUUAUGUAAGUGUUGUUCUUGUAUUUAUGUAUAGUGUAUGUAUUGUAAAUAUAUUCAGAGCUUUUUUCCUUUUACUGUAAAAUGGUGAUUUUUUUUCUUUUUUGCCCUAUGAUAAUGUAAAGGGAGACCCUCCUAAUGAGAUUCUCUCAGAGGAUGAUUAUUCCAGUCUAUUCUCAGAGAUUUAAAUGAACAAGUGUUAUCGUUUUUAAUGGUGUCUCAGACAUAUUCUGUUGGUGCAUUGCUUUUCUGUAUUCAACUUUCCUAUGAAUUGAGCUGUGAACCGAAAUAGAGUUUAAACCUUUAACUGUAUGCAUUUGUAUAAUUAUCUGAAUGAAGGCAUGAAGGUUAAAUAAAGCAUUUUGUAUGGAACAAAACUCCCUAAUUAUUACUAAGGCUGACUCAAACACUUUGGAAAUCAUAGUUAUUAACGAUUCUAAUUAAACCUUUUUAUGAAAA